CUUUUGUACAAUACAAGGGGGUGAUGGAUAUAAAUUUAAAGAUCCCGCACAUUUAAUUGUGGAUGGCUGUAGCUGGUGUAUGCAUGGCUACUUGAAUAAAGGGAUUUUAGUUGUGUAAUAGUAGGCAGAGCCAGAUGUAUUUACAAAAUGGCGGACUUGCCUCAGUCUAAUACAUCAUGUAGACUGAUGUCAGGGGCAGGGUCAAGUGGGACUGGGCGGGGUCGAGGCACAGCCUCUCUGACUGACAACAAGACUGAGAACAAAGACACAAAGCCAAAUCCAAAAAUGUCUAAGGCACUCAGCACUUCUGCUAAAAGGAUUCAGAAAGAGCUUGCAGAAAUUACUCUAGAUCCUCCCCCAAAUUGCAGUGCAGGUCCAAAAGGAGACAAUUUAUAUGAAUGGGUGUCAACAAUUUUGGGCCCCCCUGGAUCAGUUUAUGAAGGUGGAGUUUUCUUCCUGGACAUCCAUUUUUCUCCAGAAUAUCCUUUCAAACCUCCCAAGGUAACGUUCCGUACUAGAAUCUAUCACUGUAACAUCAACAGUCAAGGUGUGAUAUGUCUCGACAUCCUGAAGGACAACUGGUCUCCAGCUCUCACCAUAUCAAAAGUGUUACUCUCCAUCUGCUCACUCCUUACUGACUGUAAUCCAGCGGAUCCCCUGGUUGGGAGUAUAGCAACACAGUAUCUACAAAACCGAGAGGAACAUGAUCGUAUUGCAAGGCUCUGGACCAAACGUUAUGCAACGUGAUGUGUGGGAGUCAAUCAUUUAUCAUGGGUGGGGAUAAGAUGUAUGUCAGACUUAUUGCAAACCUGAGAAGUUGAUUCCCAUUUAUAGAGGCAUAUUCCCUCCACCUAUUCCAGUCUCGGGAGACCUCGUGUAUCGUAUAUCAAGUGUGUGUGGUUGUAGAUUUAGUUGAGCAUUUGGUGCAAUUAUGAAUGAGAGUCUGAAUGUUGGUGUACAUUACAUAUGUACUUUUUUAAUGCAUUAUUAGGCUGCACUUUUGAAGAAAUUAUCUUGGCUUCUUGCUGAGUACUUUGGGACAGUUUCCCACUUGUCAUUUGAAAGAUGCAGUGACUUAAUUAUUAAAAAAUAGUUUAUAGUAUGUCAGUGUUCAGGUAUUCUAGUUCUUAAGUCAGUUUUCCUGUAACUCACUGCAUGGUACUAUUCAUUAAACCACAGGAAGUAUAAGCUGUUGUCAUGUACGUUGUAUUAGUUUUGAGUGGACGCAAAUUUUAUAGUGCUCAGUUUGAGGUCCAUGGAAAGGACUUAUACAGUGUAAUGGUAAUGUUUGCCAUUUAUAAGGUUUCAGGUUCCUGAUAAGCUUAUAUAUGCCAGUUUUUUAUUAUGAUUUUUUGUAGGGAAGUUAAAGUGAGUUGUGCAAUUAGGAUAUGUGGCAUGGUAUAGACAUUAAGAAUAAAUUUAAUAAAAUUACCUAAAUGUUUCUUACAGAAUCAAAUUUGUUGUGGAAUAUAUUUAAUAUCUGGCUAGUAAAGAAUGAGUUGCAGCAGUGCAUUGCCACCUUGCAUUUAUAUUUAGCUGUACUCAAACUUAAUUGAAGAAAUUUUUUUUUUUUUUUUUAUGUGUAUCCAGUGUAAUGUGACCUUCCAGAUAUUUCCUUGAAUUUUGUGAAAACUGGUUGCUUUGAAAUGUAAUUUUCUUAGUAAUGGAGAUCAAAUUACACAAUUCAAAUAUGAAAAGCAUUGAAUCAGUUCAACAUGACAAAUUCAGCAUUGUCAGUGAUAGUUUGUUCUUUGGAUGUAAAGAAUAUAAUAUGCAAAUAAAGUAAUGUCAUGGCAUU
Zootermopsis nevadensis is the source of this 1798-nucleotide messenger RNA. The record is from RefSeq and is a predicted model, not a curated record. NCBI's taxonomy places the organism in Eukaryota, Metazoa, Arthropoda, Insecta, Blattodea, Termopsidae.